Closterium sp. NIES-65 is the source of this 591-nucleotide messenger RNA. The record is from the annotation of a GenBank genome assembly. Lineage: Eukaryota; Viridiplantae; Streptophyta; Zygnematophyceae; Desmidiales; Closteriaceae.
AUGUACAUCACCCUCUACUUUCUCGUCACCCGUCUCCCUGAGUCUCUUUGUGUAGUUAGGGACCAGUUUCUCUUUGUCUGUCCCACCACCCUCACUGUCGACCUCCUCGAGAAGUCCCUGCUAGCGGCCGAGAAGAGCAUAGUCGCUGUAGGGGCCUCUCGUGGUGACCCUCGCACCCCCAUCUUUGAGGGGUGUUCUCCUUCCCCCCUGUUACCCUCUGUCGCCUCUGCUGCUGCGGCCGACCUCGUUGGUUUAGAGUCGGUCGGUGCGGCGUCUGCCCCCAGCGGUAGGCGCCGCUCUGGCAAGGGCAAGGGAGGCAAGGGAGCGGGUGGAGCUAGCGGGGGCGGUGGCGGAGGAGGUGGGGGCGGCGGGGGGAGUGGGGGUGGCGGUGGGGGUGGUGGCGGGAGUGGAGGUUCUAGUGGCGGCAGUGGAGGCGCAGGUGGCGGCGGAGGUGGUGGCGGAGGUGGCGGUGGGAGCGGCGGGGGCGAGGGUGGCGGUGGCGGCGGUGGCGGCGGAGGCGGGGGUGGCGGUGGUGGAGGUGGUCGGAGUGGCUCGUCCCAGCGGAGCAGCACUGGGGGUGGGCUGGUGUAG